GGCAUGAUAGCACCCAAUAUCACUGUUACAGCAUAGAUCGACUGGUCUAGUGAACUGGCAAAAAGACGGUGAAAAUCGACGAUCUGUCCAUGCCCCAGUGCAGGCCGAGUAGCGCCAUUCGAAACCAGCUUGUUCUGCUCCGUCUAAACGAUACGUGUCUCCGUCACACUGAAAUGAGUGUUGUUCACUGCCCCCAGGCCAUGAAAAAAAUGAUUUUGGAGGUCAUAGUGGUGACUUUCGUGGAAGGUGAUACGUGUGUCUGCGGACUUUCGACGGGUAUUGGGGGUACAUGCAAGAUGAAGUUGGAUGGCCAAGGGAACCCAUCCGUUAAUGAAUUUUAUCGAACGGCAUUAUUUAGAAUUCCUUCUCGAUCAGUCACAAACACCAUGUUCACCGACACGUGCUCUACACCGAGGAUCUGCAAAAAGCCAAGCUAACUGAUCCACGUCCACCAGAACAUCCCAAGUCACACAUACCAUCAACCAAUAUAGUGCAAUAUUCGUCAACAUCUCUACCUCAUUCAUGUACCCAUAUUUAGAAUAAAAC
Molecule: messenger RNA, 546 nt
Organism: Aspergillus alliaceus
Lineage: Eukaryota; Fungi; Ascomycota; Eurotiomycetes; Eurotiales; Aspergillaceae
Exons: 1
Coding region: 90-437 (115 amino acids)
Source: RefSeq, a predicted model, not a curated record